Metarhizium album ARSEF 1941 is the source of this 252-nucleotide messenger RNA. RefSeq lists its product as uncharacterized. NCBI's taxonomy places the organism in Eukaryota, Fungi, Ascomycota, Sordariomycetes, Hypocreales, Clavicipitaceae. The record is from RefSeq and is a predicted model, not a curated record. Bases 1 to 252 code for a protein of 83 amino acids. The transcript is spliced from 3 exons.
AUGGAUUUCGUCAAGAAGGCUGCCGAAGGCGUCAAGGGCAACGCCGGCGAGAACAAAGGCCAGCCCGCGGAGGGCCAGGGCCAGGGCCAGGGUGGCGAGCAGAAGGACUACGUCGACAAGGCCUUCGGCAUGGCGGCCAGCAAGAGCGGCCACAACAUUGACCCCAACACCCAGGAGAAGAUCACCGAUGCCGGUCGAUCCGCCUACGAGAAGGCAACCGGUACCAAGGUCAAUCCCAAGAUUUCCAACUAG